Molecule: messenger RNA, 3523 nt
Organism: Hemicordylus capensis (graceful crag lizard)
Lineage: Eukaryota; Metazoa; Chordata; Lepidosauria; Squamata; Cordylidae
Gene: CLPB
Product: caseinolytic mitochondrial matrix peptidase chaperone subunit B
Exons: 16
Coding region: 568-3069 (833 amino acids)
Biological process (GO): cellular response to heat
Cellular component (GO): mitochondrion; cytoplasm
Molecular function (GO): ATP binding; ATP hydrolysis activity; protein binding
Source: RefSeq, a predicted model, not a curated record
AGCAGCUGGCCUUGAGUGCUGCGCAGUCCCAGGUCAGCAGCAGGUCUUCCUGGAAGAACGCGUUGCCUCUGAGCACCUGCAGAGCGCUUUUGCCUUUGGGAACUGCCACGGACUUAUGACGGCUGCUGCAAACUUGAGCGCGCUUCCGAGGGCGCUGCUUCCUGGGCUGGCUUGCUCAUUCACUCGCCCUACUCGGGAGUGACUGACUCCAAGGGGCUGCUAAAGGCCAGCUGGGCUUCCUCCAGUAGAGGUCGUCAGGACUGCCGGCUGAGUCGAUACCCAGCCUGGGAGGAUUCUGCUAUAAGCAGCGUCCUCAAACAAAGAUGUCUCUUGAAACAAAGUCAAGUCAAGUCAAAUUUUAUUUACGGUCUUAGACCAAAACAAGAGUCUCCCCUCCCGGGGCGGGUCUCGAACCUGGCGUCUCUGGGCGCCCCGCUAUCGUCAGCUGCUCGCGACCCAGAAAAGCAGCGCGACAGGACCGCCUGAUGACGCUAGACUCCAUUUCCCAUCACGCAGCAGUUGCGCCUGGAAAGCAGCUCUUUGUUGACGUCACGACCCUGCGUUUCCAUGGGAAUCGUAGUCCCCUCUCUGCCGGAGCUUGUUAAGGGGAUCGGUGCGGUUGGGAAGGCGGAGACUACAACUCCCAUGAGGCCCUUCCCUGAGGCUCUGCGUGGCGUACGUCGUCCUCAUAGCGGGAGGCAACCUGGGCUCCGCCAUCUUGGUUUCCCAGGUGACUGGACAGGCCGGCUGGCAGUAGCCGGGCCGAGGGAGACGGAGAUGCUGGCCUGCUUAGUGAGCAGGCCGCUGCCGCCCGGCUUUACGCGCCUCCUCCGGGCUAGGACUAGACACCCGCCGCUGAUACGCGGAGCCUCGGCGCGGGAGGCCGACACGAGCAACGCCGCGGUCUUUGGCGCCGGGCCCGCGAAGCUGCAGUACCGGGAAGAGUCCACCAGGGGUCGCCGCGAGCCAGGCCUGCAUAUCCAGACCGUGGAGGACAGAGCCACCAAGCUGCAGCGACGGCACGUGGCCGCCAGAGGGCGCUGCCAGGAUGAGCUCUUGUCGCAGUUCAAGGCGGUGGCCAGUAGGGGGCGCACCUUGAAGGAGCUGGACACGGCCGGCAGCAGCAAGGGGGGCAAAGCCUCUCCCACCUCCGGGGUUGCCCUGGGGAGCAAGCGGUUGCCCUUGCUGGUGAUGGCCCCUGAAGGAAGCUGGCUGCCCAAACUGCCCCGCCCGGAAGAAGAGCUCGACCAGGACCCCAAGGUGCACCUACCGAAAGAGCCCAGCAGGCUGCGUCUUUGGCCCAACCCGGAGCACGCGGGCCGCCAUCGGAACCGAGAGAACCGGAACCGGCGGGUCAGGACCCCCAACUUUGCUGCCGCGGCUGUUGCAGCUGCCGGGCUGGCAUUUUGCUACAGCAAGGGCCACUUGUCGAAAGAGGACUCGCUGCUAGAAGCUGCAAGGAUCAACAAUGUUUCCGAAGCGGACAGGUUGCUACAGGAGGGGACCAGUGUGAACGCCCGACACAAGCUUGGCUGGACGGCUCUGAUGGUUGCGGCUAUAAACCGGAAUUCCAGUGUGGUAAAGAUCCUGCUCACAGCUGGUGCUGACCCAAACCUGGGCGAUGAGUUCAGCAGCGUCUAUGAAACCGCCAAAGAGAAAGGGCUCCAUUCCCUAGAAGUUCUGGUCACUCGGGAGGACGACUUCAACAGCCGCUUGAACAACCGGGCCAGUUUCAAGGGCUGCACAGCUCUGCAUUACGCGGUGCUUGCGGAUGAUUACCCUUCGGUCAAGUUGCUUCUCGAUGGAGGUGCCAACCCCCUGCAGAGAAAUGAAAUGGGACACACCCCCAUGGAUUACGCCCGCGAGGGAGAGGUCAUGAAGCUCCUGAAAACGUCCGCAACCAAGUUCCAGGAAGAGAAGCACAAGAGAGAAAUAGAGGAACGGCGAAGGUUUCCUCUGGAGCAGAGGCUCCGAGAGCACAUCAUUGGCCAGGAGAAUGCCAUAGCAACUGUUGGAGCUGCCAUCCGAAGAAAGGAAAAUGGCUGGUAUGACGAGGAGCAUCCGCUGGUCUUCCUCUUCUUGGGAUCCUCCGGAAUUGGUAAGACGGAGUUGGCCAAGCAGACCGCCAAGUACCUGCACAACGACGUCAAGAAGGGUUUCAUCCGGCUGGACAUGUCAGAGUUUCAGGAGAGGCAUGAGGUGGCCAAGUUCAUCGGCUCUCCACCAGGCUACGUCGGCCACGAGGAAGGUGGGCAGCUCACCAAGAAACUAAAGCAGUGCCCAAACGCCGUGGUCCUCUUUGACGAGGUGGAUAAGGCCCACCCGGACGUCCUCACUAUCAUGCUGCAGCUGUUUGAUGAGGGCAGGCUGACAGAUGGGAAAGGAAAGACCAUAGACUGCAAGGAUGCCAUCUUCAUCAUGACCUCCAAUGUCGCCAGUGACGAGAUUGCCCAGCAUGCCUUGCAGCUGAGGCAGGAGACUAUGGAACUCAGCCGGAAGAGGAUUGCCGAAAAGCUGGAUGAUGUCCAGAUGACAGACAAGAUAACCAUCUCCAAGCAGUUCAAGGAGAAUGUCAUCCGCCCCAUCUUGAAGGCUCACUUCCGAAGAGACGAGUUUCUUGGGAGGAUCAACGAAAUUGUCUACUUCCUCCCCUUCUGUCACUCGGAGCUCAUCCAGCUCGUCAACAAGGAGCUGAGCUUCUGGGCUAAGAGGGCCAAGGCGAGGCACAACAUCACUUUGGUGUGGGACCGGGAGGUCAUGGACGUGCUGGUGGAUGGCUACAACCUGCACUACGGGGCCCGCUCCAUCAAGCACGAGGUAGAGCGUCGGGUUGUGAACCAGCUGGCUGCCGCCUAUGAGCAGGACCUCCUGCCGCGCGGCUGUACCUUGCGGAUCGCGGUGGACGACUCGGACAAGCAGCUCCUGAAGGCCACGGACAGCCCCUCGCACAAGGAGGAGCAGCGGAAGGGGCCGACGCUGCGGCUGGAGAUCGUUGAGAAGGACAGCAAGAGCCGGAAGCUGGACAUCCAAGCCCCGCUGGCCCCCGACGAGAUGGCCUAUUCCUUAUAGAUGCGGCGGGGGCGGGGGGGGCGUUCUCCACCCCAGAUGCCCCCGCUGGGUAUCAGAUUGCGAGGUCACUAAUAAAGCAGUCGUGACGUAUGGCUGAGUGAGUCAAUCAUGUGGGGAGCCCACCUGUCUCUGGAGGUUGGAGCUCAGGGUACGAUGAGAGAGAGGUCCUGGUGGUUCAUGUGGCUGGUACAGCCCGGUGGAGCUGUGUGGGAGGGCCGGUGGCAUGUGCUCAGGGCAAGCCAAAGUGCAUGUCACCUGAGCUGCUCUGCCUCCCUCCCAGGCAAGACUGCAGAAGGCACUGGGGUGGAGGUAUUGCUCAAGAACAGCCAUUUCCUGAUGCUGCCCUAGGUUAUGGGUUGGUCUGUGAAGGUGUGAGAAGUUCUCUCUGUCUCCAGCCACCUGGGCGCCAAUCCAGGUCUUUAAUUUAAUGCAAUAAAUGCAAAGUGUACAUCAA